Heterobilharzia americana is the source of this 1704-nucleotide messenger RNA. NCBI's taxonomy places the organism in Eukaryota, Metazoa, Platyhelminthes, Trematoda, Strigeidida, Schistosomatidae. The record is from the annotation of a GenBank genome assembly.
AUGACAGAAUUCACUGAGUUACAAUUAUCCGCUAAAGUGGGAGGGAAAGUUUGCAGCACUGGGAUGCCUUCACAUAAGUUACAGGAUACUGAGAAACUUGUUUCAGUGGUGAAACAGUCGUGCAAGCGUACUCUUGACUCAAGCUAUUCGAAUGUAAAUUCUACCAAGAGAAUUUGCUGGGUCGAUUAUCAAGAUGAGGCAGGCGAUGAACUGACACGCGUACCUUCUACGUCACAAAAUCGGUGUGAUAGUCAAAGGAUGUUUUUUAAGCUUCCGGAUGCUAAUCCAGUUUCCUUGGGCCAGUCAACAGCAUGCAAACCAGACCAAUCUGUGCCUUCAGAACGUCGUAUAGGAUACUAUUCAAAAUUUCCUGAGGAUCAACUUAGGCUGGGUGGUCAUAAAUAUCCUACGAGUCGGAAAUCGCCCUCAUAUUGUCUGCCGUAUUCAAUGCACAUGGAUAUCGAUCCGACGCAGUCAGAAAAAGAUGAUGAUGUAGCUCCCUUAUUGUCUCCUCAUCUCUUAACAAGGUUCGCAGCUCCUUCGACAGCUGCCUCACCAGCUUCCUCAUUUACCAACUCUGUCAUCUCGGCUUCCAGGAAAAAUCAUGCCUUAGUUGAAGAUACCAAAGAUGAUUUGAUUGAUAGUUCUCCUGUUUAUAUCCCUGGAGUAGACUUACUAGUGGAUGAUUCUGAUUUCGCACUAUUGAUCUUAUUUCCAGUUUUAGCAGAACACCGAUAUUCAAACGUUGCUCAAGGCACACAUCCUCGGCUGCGACAAUUGAGCAAGGCCACCAAAGAUCGCUGUGCUCAGCUAAGGCAACGCAGGCGGGCUCAGCCAGUCGAAAGACUACCGUUACCUGCUUUGCACUUGCACUUAUCCAAAGAUGGCACAAGCCCGUUGCCUCCUGGUUGGCAAAGAGCUCCAAACACCAAACGCUCUACAGAAAGCCAAGAUUCCGCAGAUAGUUCUGGCACAUAUGCUUACUACUACUACCAUGUUCGCACCCGUCAAACUCGUUGGGACCCUCCCGUGUAUCCAUGGGAUGCGGAUCCAACUGAUACACUUUUGGGUGAAACUGGAGAAGACGACCCAGAAGCUCCUUAUAAUUGGGGUUGUGCAUCGAGAUUCGCUGUCACGCACGAAGAAAUCGAAGCUAUGUACAAUCGUGUGCGUCAGCGAAUUCUUGAACGUCAAUGUAUUGAUCUUUUGCAUGAACUGGCAGGUUUUGCUAUUGAGCUAUUCACUCUUGUUCACAAUACACUACGCGACUUUCGUGAUGCUCGGUGCAAAAUUGGUCGUAUAGUUAACGAUGAAGACUUAUACUACUUAACAAAGAAGUUAGCACAAGCUGUAAUUCUUAAAGAGAUUCAGAAGUUUCAUCAAACUCAGGCAGCGAAUACUUCCUUGUUUUCAACAGUUCUUACGCCUGAACUUCCUCCAGUGUACAUGGAAUCUAAAGGUGCGUUCUACCAUCGUCGAGUUCAACAAAUACCUCCAUCUUCAAUAACUCGUCCAGAGCAACUUUCUCAUUCAAAACCUGAACCUACUUCCCGACAAACUGUCAACAAUAAUAUCCAUUCUCGAUCGGUAACCCAUCCCCAGAACUUUACCAAUGUAACUCGUUUACAUUUAAAUCAUGUAGACAAUGUUUUCUCACGGUCUACAACUCCACUUAACACCGCUAUCGGUCCAGCACGUCGCUAA